This is a messenger RNA of Spodoptera littoralis (African cotton leafworm), 2438 nucleotides long. Lineage: Eukaryota; Metazoa; Arthropoda; Insecta; Lepidoptera; Noctuidae. The record is from the annotation of a GenBank genome assembly.
UGACAGUGCAACAGGUUAUUAUUAGUUUGUGGACGAUUUUCUAUUUAAUCUAUAUUUCUACAACAGUAGACAAGUCAACAGACGGACAGAUGCGUGACAGCACUGACAGCUGCUUGACAGAACGUCAAAGUUACGUGAUCACGAUCUUAUACAGUAAAUUGCAUUCUUAGAAAAUAAUUGAAUUUUACAGUGUUGAAACUAUUUAAAAGUAAAUGUUGAAAAUCAUAAGAUACUUUUCUAAUGAUUCAGAAGUUGUUAUGACAUCUUUGCAGUUAUAUAAACAUUUAUUGAGACAGUGUGAAAAGCUUCCCCCUGACGCUUGUAAACAUUACAAAUUCGCAGUUAAACAGAGUUACAAACAACACAAGUUUGAACCUGAUCCAGAGAGAGUAAAACAAAUCAUUUCUAAAAGCAUUGAUGAUGCCAAAUGGAUAGUGAAUAAGAAUAUUUUAGCCCCAAGAAUGUUUGGUGAAAAAAUAGAAGAUUACGAAAUAUUGGAACAUCUUGGUAAAGGAGGAUUUGCACAUGUAUAUAGAGCAAGAUGUCGAAGGACAGGACUAUUUGUUGCUAUCAAAAUGAUAGACAAAGCACUCAUGGCAAGUGCUGGUAUGAUUGGCAGAGUAAGACAAGAAGUGACCAUUCACUCGCGUCUUAAACAUCCUGCAAUUUUAGAAUUAUACACAUUCUUUGAAGAUGCACAUUAUGUUUAUUUAGUUUUAGAGCUAGCUCACAACGGGGAGCUAGCAAAACACUUCAAGUUAGGUACACGCGGACUUUCUGAAAAGGCAGCAGCUGAUAUAUUUAGACAAGUAUUGAGUGGAGUGUUAUAUCUCCAUACACACAACAUCAUUCAUAGAGAUUUAUCAUUGAACAACUUACUACUGACAAAGGACCUAAAUGUUAAAAUUGCUGAUUUUGGCUUAGCAACACAGCUGAAUGGACCUGAUGAGAAACAUGUUACCAUGUGUGGGACACCAAAUUAUAUAUCUCCAGAGGUAGCUGCUAGAGAAUUCCAUGGAUUACCAGCUGAUGUCUGGGGUUUGGGGUGUAUGUUGUACACUUUACUAGUAGGAAGCCCACCCUUCCACACUCAACAUGUCAAGACCACUUUAAAUAAAGUUAUAAAUGCAGAUUACAAGAUUCCAUUAGAACUUUCCCUGCAAGCCCAGGAUUUGUUACAGAGGCUUUUGUGCAAAGAUCCUACAAAAAGAAUAACAUUAAAGGGAAUUCUGGAACAUCCAUUCUUGUGUAACUCUCAAGGUACAUGUAAACAAGAUAUAUCUCGAGAUUCUGGUUUUCUUACUACACUGCACAGCACCCAGCAUAGCAAUAAAUACAAACAUGAUGAAAAAGGCGAGUCUGAGUGCCAUGUGAUGCCACAUAUUGAAAAGAAAGACAUGAGGCCUACAUCUUACAAUCUGUUUAGUCAAGAAAUCAGCUCAAACUCUACAUGCUCCAAUAACCGAAAUUAUAAUUUGUGUGCUGUUGUUGAUACACCUUCAGCAGAAACAUUUGAUUUCAGAAGUCAAAAUAAUGUGUUUCAGAAAAAUGAUAGUCCAUGCAAUAGCAAUCUGUCUUUAUUUGAAAACAUCAGAAAUUUGGAUAUAAAAUGUAAAACACCUCAGUUAAAAACAGAAGAAAACAAAGAAAAUGUUCCCAAAACAUGUGCUGUUAAUUCUAAUGUUUUGAGUGUUCCUCCACUGUGUGCUGAAAGAUUGCCUACAAUUUCGCACCGGACACGUAAUGCCAUCUUAAAAAUAGAACCUUCUGGAGUAAUUGUGGAGUUCAUUAAAAAGAAGGGUAAAGACAGAGAAGAACAAAUUACAGAAAUAUGUAAAAUAUCCAAAGAUGGCAUGAAAAUUAUAAUAUAUACAGUGGACAGCAGAACCAAAACUUUGAACAUUGACCAUGAUCCUAAUCCUGAUGAAGUAUUUACGUAUCAUAAUUUGCCACAAAAGCACUGGAAAAAAUAUUUAUAUGCUUCACGAUUUGUUGAACUUGUCAAAGCCAAAACACCAAAGAUAACACUGUACACAUCAUUAGCAAAAUGCCAGUUAAUGGAAAAUACAACUGAUAUUGAUAUUUUCUUUUAUAACGGAGAAAAAGUUACCUUUACUAGUUCAGAAGGAUUGAAAAUAAUUGACAAAAAUUUGAAAACCCAUUAUAAUCUUGCAAAAGCACCUGAACUUAAGUAUAUUACUGAUCACUUUGAAGAGUGUUCUAAUCGCAUGAAGAGAGUACAAUCAGCAUUAUCUGGUAUUCCUGACGAGUGUUUCCCUUUAAUAAUAGGCAAAAGACCUGUGCAAACUGUUGCUAAUGCACAGUCUCCAAUGCAGGGCUCAGUUAACGCAAAUUAUAAUACACCACUUCUGAAUAUAGGAUCAUUUCAUCGAACAGCUGCCAGCUCUAGUCAAGCUCCCAGUGAUUACAACUAUUAG